This is a messenger RNA of Fulvia fulva, 4131 nucleotides long. RefSeq lists its product as uncharacterized. The transcript has a single exon. NCBI's taxonomy places the organism in Eukaryota, Fungi, Ascomycota, Dothideomycetes, Mycosphaerellales, Mycosphaerellaceae. The record is from RefSeq and is a predicted model, not a curated record. The coding region runs from base 1 to 4131 and encodes 1376 amino acids.
AUGCCUUCCAUCGGCUUUCGCAGCAACAGACCUGCACGUCUGGAGAAGCGAAGUAAUGGCCACCCCGACGAACUCGACGAUAUGAACCUCAAGAGUCCGAAUCGACAAUCGAUCCAACAGCUCACACAUCAGCAAUUGGUUACACGACAAAGGCAGCUUCUGCUCCGGCACGACAGCGACCAUUCGGCAGAAAGAGGCGAUGGCUCCCACAACUUGACGACCACUGCAUCGUCUCCAUAUCUGCACAAGACACUCGAUUCAAAGGCAUCCACGGCAUCGGUCAACAGCAUCGUCAACACCAUUGAGUCCAAGAUCGAGCGGGUAGACGUGGAGAGGGCUGUUGAGCUGCUGCAAGAGUUGAGGAAGAGCGCCACAGCGGAGGAGUUGGUGGCUUUACACAGAGCGUUGCUGCCGGUGAAGGAGGACAAGCCCACUCAGGCACCUCAGCUGCCACCGAUUGAGGAGCUUGCCUACACCUCUAUACCGAAAGACCGGACACGAUCUUCUAUCCCACCAGGCCUCGCUACCCGCAGCGGUAGCUACACAGAUCCUCUUCGCAAGCCAUCAGAUCCUACUCUAAGCAAAUCGUCCUCUGUGGACCGCAAGGACAGCUGGUUUCCCGACUUGGACAAACGACGAUUUCGCACCGCAUCGCCGGAACGACUGUCCACGCCACCUGAGCGGACUUCCUACCACGGAGGAGCUUAUCAGACCGGGACUCUCCGCAUCACGAACGGUGCCGCGUCGCCAGAGCCGAGCAUCAUCUCGAAACUGGCCAUGGAAGUGGGAGACAACGAACGCCAUGAAGACCUCGAAGUCUCACCCCCUAAAAAGAAUUCAUCUCAUCUGAGGAAGCGGAUGACCAUGGCUUCGCUCAAUCCAAGGAAGGCGCAGGAUGAAGUAGUCUCUUCCGACUGGCGAAAACGCAUGACGAUGGCAGCAAGACCGGGGGAGGGCAAUCAAAGUGCAAUGGCUCCACCCACGUUACCCAAGCUGGAUUUUGCUCGCAGUAGAGACAAUCUCGAUAUUAUAUCACCACUUUCCAGCACGGUGGGCUUGAACGCAAAACCCAGUCGUGGCAAGCUACUUCCAACGCUCGCAAGUCCGGACUUUACGAAAGACUUGGAAGCACCUCAAGUCGUCGAGCCUCGUGCGCAAUCAUUCGACUUCGGCGCUGGCGAGCGCUCCAGCAUCCGGAAGGAGCUACAGCUAGAUUCACCACUACAACGCCGCAGCUUUCAGCACAUCCCGAAGGAAUCAACAGAAGAUGCGCCCAGGUUUCAACGGCGCUGGGACCACCGCGCUUCACAUUUGUCGAGCGAGUACACAACCGACUGCGAGAUCACUCGGAGUCCGUAUGAGGACAAACGAGGAUUACUGGAUUUCGCCACUCGCCUGAGCACUGUAUGCGACGAGGACGAGGAAGAGGAAGAGGACGAAGGUGUUUCUGGAGACCGUAACCCGCACGCAGACACCCUCAGCAAGCUGACCGGUGGGGAUCAGACGUUUCCUUCUGAGCCAGAAGUCGGUAUUGCAAGAUCCAGCGAUGAGGUAGACCCGAACGCCGAGUCUCCUUGCGCACGCCGGGCCACAGUCAUUCGCAAAGUAGAAAGCAGCUACUGUUCAGAUGUCUCACAGGCUGCACUACCGCUACCCCAUAUCAGCACUUGCCAACGUGGGCGCACCACUCUAACGACACAAUCGGAUACCAUAUGUCCCCGAGAGCCGAGGUUGCCAUCAAUCGAGCCUACAGAGUGUUCUGUGGCCACGGAGGACGUCAGUACGCAAAAGCAUAAUGAGCCUCAGCCCGAGAUCGACGACUUACUUCCAGUGGACAGGCCCUCGGAAGCACAAUCCGAGGCUACUAUGAGUCCUGCGCCACAAGACAGUAACAAGCGAUCACCGCUCUCGUUGUUCAGGCCGAGAGGUUCUCGCAGCAAGAGUUUCACGGUACUCAAUGUACAGAAGGGGCCAGCAUCUGCCGAGGACAUCAGCCGUAGCUCGACAUUCCAGUCAUCCGAUGACUCGCGACCGCCUCUUAACCACAAGAAGAGCAAGAAGCUCCAGAAAGCCAUGCCAGACUCUGUCCGACACCACCGAAAGAAAACCAUGGAGAACAUCAAGGCUUCACAAGCCGUGCAGCCGGAGUCGUCUGAUGCUUCGAACGAGCAGUCUUCAGACCCGGACGGCUUCAUCGGAUGUCAGCCAAAAAACGAAAGUGCCGAGGAAUUCAACGAGAGCACAUCACUGUUCUCAAGGAAGCGCGGCAACAGUUUUGGCCGACGAAGCAAGAGCAUUGCUAGCAUACCUACCAUCAGUGCGCCAAUUUCAAGACGGCCAAGCGCAGAGUUGACGAACGCCAAUCAAUCACAAGCCAAUGAAUUAUUCGUACCGCGAAAGAGAGAUCUGCCCGUAUCCGCACACUCGGACUAUGCAUCUGUUGCACGAGCACUCACCUCGUACCCACCUGAUGGGUCCCCAGAGGCGCCACGCACUGCUGCAGCGGCGAGAAGACAGCAUAAGAGAUACUACUCUAUGCAUCGAGCCAGCUCUGACGGUGCGACUAUCACAGAGGGCAGCCCAAGACCUGGUUUGCCAGUCAGUCCAGAUACUGCGAAGAGUCCGGACAUCGCUCGAGAUGCCUCCACUACGGACAUAGCCGCACCGGAAACGCCGCACAAGCAGACUGAGGCGGUCAUGGUCUCGAGUCCUGUCGCCGUCGGUUCUAACGCAUCGGUCGAAGAUCGUUUUCCAGGGUGGGAAGGCAAGCCAGCAACGAACAUUGCUUCGCAAUCGCCUUCAUACUUGCAGCCAUUGCACAUUCCACGCUCGCGCAACAACAGUGUGCCAGCUUUACCAGAGCUGCCCGCUGAUAUUGCUGCCAAAGUCGCCAAAGCUGACGAAAUGGUGGCGAAGAAGCUCAAAAACAGUCCUCGCUCUUCUCCGAUAGCAUCUGCUCGCAGCAGCAUUGAUCAUAAUGAUGGCAAGAAGCUGAACUCUGCGAAGAAGCGAAUCUCCCCCAAAGAACAGAGGGCUAACGAGGCCAAACAAGCUGCGCUAGACAAACUCACCGCUUCUUAUGACAGGAAGUUUGACGAGCAGAAGGCUGAUUUGUCUGUCAAGGAGCUUACGCCAAAGAAGCCUUCUGGUCAUGCUACGCGAUGGAGCAUUGAUGGCAGCAUCAAGUUGCCACAUCCUGAAGAACAGCCGGUUCCCGCUUCGCCAACUCACGACUCGAAACAUCCUGGCUGGCCAGGAUGGGAAAAGCAGUCUUCUUUAUGGCGCGAGCGACGAGAAGCGAUGGCUGAGCCAGUCACUUUCGAACAGAGCAUGUCGGAACUUGCCCAGACUGUCCCUGCGUUCGACUCAGAUUCACCAUCAAUCGUGGUGUCUCGCUACAUCACACCGCUGACGGCCGAGAAUGUCCACAACGCAGGCAACGCGGCCAAGACCGACUCAUCGCCAACCAACGACUACGCACAAGAGUACUCCGACCUUAUCGUCAACGACCAGGAGAACACCCCACCAAAGCCCGACAUGCACCGGGCAGACAGUGCUUUCGGCGGCAACAUGACGAGCGCGACCUUCGUCACCGUACAGCCAUCCUACGACGAGCGACCUGCCAAGCCAGACGUCCAACGUUCAGACACUGCGUUCUCGACUUCUUCCGGCGCCACUACUGUUACAACCAUCUCCACCGCCUCCUGGGCCGGCAGUGCCAAAUCCACGGCGACAAGCAGCAGUGUCAGCUGGCAGCUUCGCCACGAACGUACCAAGUCUGGCCACUUCAAAGCAUUUCGCCCUACAGAUGCUGCUCAAGCAGAGCGAUCGCGUGCAUUGAGUGUUGCGCGCCGAUCGGCGUAUCUCUCGAGCACGGAGUCGUUGGGUCAUCUUCGAAAUGAGAGUCUAGGCUUGCCAAAAGAGCGAGCAGAUCUACCGUCUUUGAGGAAUAGCAAGAAGGGCAGUUCUGAGAGCGUCCUGGAUCGGUACAGCGGUGGUCUUGGACAUGGAGCCUUUGGCGGCAGUGCAGGCACGAGAUCGAGUGCGGAGAGGAGGGACGGAAAGUGCGGUAUGGGUGAGCAGUUUGGGUUGGAUUUGAGUGAUGUGCCCAUGUUCUUGAGGAGGGUAUAG